AGUCUGCUAUGACACCGGCUGUGCCUCUUUGUAGUAGUGCACAGGGCAGCGGAACAGCUGAACUGCCCCGAAAUAACGCGUUAGGAGCUGUGCAUGGGGCUGUGUUGCCCUGCAGCCGGGGAGGCGGAGAGGACGUGUCAGGGAAACAAGCAGUGCCUUCUUAUCCUCUGCAGAUCUCAUUGGGAGAGAGGCCCCUGGAGGGACCCGGAAGCAAAAGUGACCUGCAGCUGUAAGGAGCCUGAGUGUACGGGCACUGCUGCAUGGGAAGGCUGGCACUGGGAAUGGGGGAUCAGCAUGAGGAUCUGCAGCACACCGCUAGUAGCAGCCAAGAGUUUCAAGGAGAAGAGGAAACGGAGGGCAGCCAAGGGGACCAGGAAAUCUCUGAGUGUAAAAGUGCGCAGACAGACCCCUGGGUACUGCAGAGUAUAGUAAAUGUGGGGGUUGCCGGUGACCCCAUAGAACAUGACAGUACAAGGGUGAAGGACGCCCUGGGUCAGCCUCAGCCUGUGGAGCUUGGAGUCGGUGGUCAUCACCAAUCUGAUGAUCAGGGGGUAACUGAUAAAUCCCAAGCUAGGGAGUCAGUGUGUUUGGGUAUGCCCCACUUAGGGGAACAGGGGGUCAUGGGUCAACCACAGGUUAAGACACUAGAGGUCAUUGAUCAGUCUGCAGGUCAGAAAGAGGUCACUGGUCUUUCCCACGCAGAGGACCAAGGGUUUAUUGGUCACUACCAUACAGUGGAACAAGGUGUCUUUGAUGAAUCUCAUAUUGGGGAACAGGGUGUAAGGGGUUAUUCCCAGGUUACAGAUCAAGGGGUCAUUCACUGUUGCCAUGUAGGGCAGCCCAGGGUAAUUGAUUGUUCUGUGGGACAGCAGAAAGUGUUGUGUGCACCCCACAGAGAGGGUGUUAGAGUUGAGACACAGGACUUUCAGUGGACACCAGUGCAGGAGGUUACUCCAGCAAGGACAGUGGACAGUGAGACUAAGCAAUGCCAGCCUGGAGCUGGGAUGUUUACACAUACUCAAGAUGCACAGGGUGGCACUAUUGGAAGCCCAAAAACAAAGAGGCAAAGUGUAUUUUGCACUGUAUACUGUGUGGAGAAUGACUUUUCAGAAGGGCUUCCCCCUAUGCCCCCUACUGAGCAGGGCACUAUGUCUGAAGGCCCCAUAAAGAGCAGUCAGCCAGUGAAUGGAGAGUUAACCCUUUCCCCUGCCAGCCUGGAGCUGGAGCUUUCCCCCUUCCUGAUAAACAGCAGAGGGGAUUCCCUGCACAAGGUGUUGAUGAGCUGCCGAGUUUGUUUAGAGGAUAAACCAAUCAAACCUCUUCCAUGUUGCAAGAAAGGUGUCUGUGAGGAUUGUCUUAAAAGAUAUCUCAGUUCCCAGGUUCAGCUGGGACAAGUAGAGAUAAAAUGCCCGAUAACAGAGUGUGAUAAACACCUUGAUGAGUCAACCAUCUUGUAUAGCCUGCCACAUGAUGACAUCAUCAAGUACAAAUACUUCCUGGAACUCAGUCACAUGGACUCCAGCACCAAACCCUGCCCACAGUGCAAGCACUUUACAAUCUUCAAGAGGAAAAGCCACAUUCCAACCCCCACCAAAUCUGAGAACAAAUUCAAAAUUCAGUGCCCAUCUUGCCAAUUUGUAUGGUGUUUUAAGUGCCAUUCUCCGUGGCAUGAAGGUGUUAACUGUAGAGAGUACAAGAAAGGGGACAAGCUGUUGCGUCACUGGGCCAAUGAGAUAGAGCAUGGGCAGAGAAAUGCCCAAAAAUGUCCAAGAUGUAAGGUCCAUAUUCAGAGAACAGAAGGCUGUGACCACAUGACCUGUUCUCAGUGUAACACUAAUUUCUGUUACCGUUGUGGGGAGCGAUACCGCCAGCUUCGAUUCUUUGGAGAUCACACGUCAAACCUCAGUAUAUUUGGAUGCAAAUACCGCUACCUCCCUGAGAGACCGCAUGUAAGGAGAUUAGUGCGAGGCUCUGUUUGUGCUGGAAAGCUACUCAUUGCACCCCUGUUACUAGUUCUAGGCAUUGCACUUGGAGCUAUAGCAGUCGUAAUAGGAGUAUUUGGGUUACCUGUCUAUUGCCUUUGUAAAAAGCAACGUAAAAGGACGCGGACAGGUAUGCCCUGGUAAAAAUGGGGGGACCUCCUGAAGCUUGAAUCAGUUCUGCGGGGGCUAUACUUGCUUUGUAGCAUGGAGCACUAUACUCUUGAAGCCACAUAGUGCUGGAAUUCAAGUCGACAAUAGAAGAUCUGAUGCUCCAACUUCCGUACAGCUCCCAAAGGCAGACUAUAAUGCCACCUUUUCCUGGUGCACUCCCAGUUGGACAUGCCCAGAAUUGCUGCUUAUUUUUAUUUGUAAUAUUUGUAUGUUAAUUUUGGAACAUUGUUUUAAUUGCCAUUCCCUUUAUAGAAAUGUAGAUUUAGGAUUAUGUUCCUAUUCCUAAGACAAUCAAAAUAAUUUCCCUGUGCAGAACUUGAAGGCAUGGAGGUCCUGUGUUUUCCUGUACCACCUUUAAUCACUGGACAAGUACCAAAGGAGACCUGGUGGACACUGAAAGUCUAAGUUCUAUUUACUCACGUCUGACAUGUUCAAGCCAGUUAAAUGGCCUCUACAAUGCAAUUCAACAAUGCAACAAUUGUGUGUCAGCCACACUAAAAGCCACAAGAUAACACAUUACUGUCAUGUUCUCCCGCAUAAUAUAGUUAACAGUAAAGAACCAUGAUUUAGAGGGAUUCCUUAUGGCAGAAUAGGCUACAAAUUGCAAGCCUUGUGCUAUUAUGCUUAUUUGUGGAUUUUAUUUUUAAUAUAUUAUGUCAUCCUUUUUUUAUUUUUUAUUUAUUUAUUUUUUAAAAACAGCUCCCUGACAUAACGUUUAAUAUCUCUCUUAUUGGUGGGUGAUGACUUGUUACUAAAAGAAACUAUGGUCAUCAUUUCAUCAUCUGCCUGCUAUCCAUGUAAUAAGUAAGAUCACGUUCCUUAGGUUUUCUAAAUGUGGAUAAGAGCACCUUUUAUUAUGCAGUGCUGUCAUCGUAAAGGGGCACAGCAAUUACACACAUAUACACACACACACAGUGCAAUUAUUUUAUAUCUUAUGGUGACACGCAGCUUACAAACAUUGUAACACUAAUAUAAAGAGUUGUCUAUUUAACCUAUUUUAACAUUAUCGUCUCUGAGAAAAAUGCUCUGAUGCAAAUGGUAAUUCCCCCCCCCCCCCAUGUAUACAGUGUCAGGAUUGGGCUCUCAUAUUAUGCACUGCAUUUGCCCUACUGUUAGAAUUUUCCGUCUUCUGUAUGUUUUAGAAUCAUUUACUGUUUUAAUAAGUUCUUACUUAGUGUCAGAGGAUCACUUCAGCAACAAAACAAGUAUUUAUCUUACAAAUAAUUGUUUCAUAGACGAGUGACUUGCUAGUUUGUGUGUUGCUGUGGGUGCACAGACCUACUUUGUUAUAGUUAUUAUUCUUUGGUUGGUAAACGUCACUGGUCUCAUUGGACGGUAGCAUUACUGUAAGCUUUCAAGUACUUAGAUGUAAUUGGCUGGUUGAGCAGCCAUGUUUAUAUCAGGAAGAUAAGCAUGGUUCUUUACUCUCAAAAUUCUCACUUCAGGGAACUUUUGAUUAUUUCUUCAUAUGAGAAAAUCUAGACCCAUUUCAGUUCUGUAGAAAAGCGCGGCACCCUAAUUUUGAAGUUAUAGCCAAACUUUUACAUUUGUUAUGCCAAACCGAGGGGUUAUAGUAAUUUUUUAUAUCUUUUGAGCAAAUUACAUUUAUGAAGUAUGAAUGGAGUGCUUUCACUUGCCCAUCUUUUUAAGAGGACAGCUUUAUUGAGUUUUCAUUUACUAAUGAAAGUGAAGCAUAGCUUGCUAUUUUGACCUUAUUGUAUGCCAACUUUUUUCAUUAGUACUUAUUGGUGAGCUUUAUGGUUUAGCUAACGAAUAUUUUCAAAUGGGAAUGGCACACAUUGCUUCAUACACAAUUACAUGUAUUUUAGUUUAGUUUUUUAAAUAUCCUUGAACAGUGCCUAUGUUUCAUCUUUACACUGCAGCUCAGUAUACGGCUAUUAAAGGUUUUUUAACGUAAAUUUAUUUAGAAUAUA
Molecule: messenger RNA, 4087 nt
Organism: Bombina bombina (fire-bellied toad)
Lineage: Eukaryota; Metazoa; Chordata; Amphibia; Anura; Bombinatoridae
Gene: RNF217
Product: ring finger protein 217
Exons: 6
Coding region: 261-2126 (621 amino acids)
Biological process (GO): positive regulation of proteasomal ubiquitin-dependent protein catabolic process; ubiquitin-dependent protein catabolic process; protein polyubiquitination
Cellular component (GO): ubiquitin ligase complex; cytoplasm
Molecular function (GO): ubiquitin conjugating enzyme binding; zinc ion binding; ubiquitin protein ligase activity
Source: RefSeq, a predicted model, not a curated record